CGUGUCCGCCUGGCUCCCGCGGGGAUCGCCGAAUAAUCGCUAUCACGCACCCGCCCCGCCGGCUGGAAGGGUGCUCGUUCACUGCUCCAAUGGCUCUGCCACCUCCAGAUCCACAGUUCGUGCUCAGAGGUACCAGUGCUCCAGUCCACACUCUGCAUUUUUCCUGUGGAGGCCCAGAACCUGAUAUCCCCCUUCUUUUCUCUGGGUCUGAGAAUGGGUUUAUCCAUGUCUGGAACCUGAAAACACACAGAGUGGACACAGCAUUGGAUGGCCAUGGAGGAAAAUCUGUCUGCUGUGUGGAGACAAUGGGUGGUAAAGACAGGCUUCUCAGUCAGGGGCGCGACCAGAGGAUCUGCUUGUGGGAUUUAGCAGAGGGACGGACUUCAGUGACGGAUUCUGUCUUCACGGAGCAUGUGGGAUUCUGCAGAUGCUCUCUGUUAAAGGUGGCACAGGGACGCUGGCUAAUGGCCAUGGCAGGCAGAAGCCUGGAGGAGGUUCAGAUUUUGGAGCUGCCAUCCAAGACGUCAGUCUGUACCUUGAAGCCAGAGGUGGGUGCCAAGCUGGGCAUGCCCAUGUGUCUGAAGUUAUGGCAGCCCAGCUGUGGUUCACAACCUGUGCUUCUGGCUGGCUAUGAAGAUGGAUCAGUUGUCCUCUGGAACGUGUCAAUGGGAAAAGCAUUGAGCCAACUCAUUUGCCACCAGGAGCCAGUGAUGAGCCUUGACUUUGACUCAGAGAAGGCCAAGGGGAUCUCGGGCUCAUCUGAAAAGGUGCUUAGCAUCUGGAGCCUCAAUGAGCAACAGAACCUCCAGGUUUACAAAACACACGAACUUGUCAACGCUGGCAUAUCUGAUAUCACCAUCCGUCCAGACAAGAAGAUUUUGGCAACAGCAGGGUGGGAUCAUCGCAUCAGGAUCUUUGGGUGGAAAAAGCUGAAGCCCUUAGCAGUGCUGGACUAUCACACAGCAACCGUGCACUGCGUGUCCUUCUCAGAUCACAGCGACCCCCGCGAGAGGCUGCUGGCAGCCGGCUCCAAGGAUCAGCGCAUCAGUGUCUGGUCCAUAUAUGCUCAGACGUGACACAUCCUGCACUGCCACGGACUAGGAAAUCAGGACUGCUGAAGCAAUUCCUAGUACUGUAAUUCAAACGUGCAUGUGGAGAAAUGGUAGAAUCUGUCUCCAGGCUGAAGUGAGAGUCCUAGGUUAAUUCUUAUGCUGCUUGUUUAAGCUAUAAGUUUUGUCUUCCAUAGAGGAAAGUGGAUUUUUAAAAUUCAUAACAAGCAGAACAAGGCCACUCACAAACAAAGACCAAAGUUACUUUGGGUUCUGCUACAGGUUUUGCAACACCUUUCCUUUGGCAGGUUGCUGACAUAACUUGUGCCAAUAUCUUUUGUAAAAAAGGACUGGAAUCCCUCAAACUGCAGUGGGGGCAGAAUAUGUCUGUUUGUAAGUCAUUUAUGUAUCCAAGAAUCUGAAUCAGUGUAAAACAUCACUCUUUCUUGAAAAUUUAUACCAUUAAACCACCUCCAGUGGUU
Messenger RNA from Sturnus vulgaris (Common starling), 1531 nucleotides. RefSeq names its product G protein subunit beta 1 like (gene GNB1L). Gene Ontology annotation, molecular function: protein binding. The record is from RefSeq and is a predicted model, not a curated record. Lineage: Eukaryota; Metazoa; Chordata; Aves; Passeriformes; Sturnidae.